AAUAAAAAUGUCAAACGUCGAUAUGACGCCUUUACUUUUUUUGACAAUAUUCUUGUGUUUGUCAGUCGCCGAAUUGAAUUUUAAUGUAAAAGAUUUUACUUAUGAUCAAACAAAUUAUACUUUAGAACCACCUUACAAUGUUCACAAUUGGAUUCAGAACCUACAAUUGCAAACGUGCGCAUUUGUGGCAAUAGGACUUAAAUAUUUCGCAAUUUUUGUAGAAAAUAUCACAGAAUCUAGGGAAACAACACUGAAAUCUUCAAAAUACUUUGUCGGCAUAUGUCACCAAUCUACUUUGGAAAACUGGGAUUUUUGUUCACCAAGCUUAUCGAAAAAACGCAAAUACAAAUGUAGAUUUAAAUUAAAGGCUGGUGUUUAUCAUCCGAAGGUACACAGAAGAUUCUGUGACAUAAGAGUUAUGGUUAAUAAUAAAGAUUGUGUUUGCGAAAGUACCUUAGGAGGAGAACCCAUGUUUAAGGUUAGAGGUUUCCCAACUUGUUACAUCCCCCCUUUGCCGUACACCCUAUGCAAAUACAAUGUUUGUGGCUUGUCCAGUUGCGAAGGUCUGAAAGAAAGUGAACUCUACACCGUCCGAUGUGAUCCAGACUGCACUUUUGGCAACCCGUUCUGCGAAGGCCCCCUCUACAGGACCUCCAAACCACCGGAAAUCAAGUCGGCGUGGUCGAAAUGGAGUCGUGAGUUGGAGAACACAACCGGCGGUGAAUCACCGGAAAGCACAAUGGAGACGAAGGGCAAAAACCGUCGUUCGGUCGCUACUUGCAUAAAUAAGUAUACGGGAAAACCAGACUUGGACUGUUUGGGACCCGGCACCGGUUGUUGUCCCGGUAAUGUUGAUUGUACUUGUGAUACUUUCGAGGAAAACGGAGUUCUGAAACUUGAACGAUCUAUUUACAGUGAAGAUGAGUCAAACAUCUUAAUAAAGCGUCAUUCUCUGAAAGGCCUGUUUCCCAAGAAGAUAUAUCGGUUCCCAUUUAGAAGGAAAAAAUCUAUAAGACAAAAUUACCGCUUUCUCAGAGACACCGAUUACGACAUUGAAGAUGACGAUGACGAAGAAGAAAAUAAUGAUUUGGGGGAGGAUAUAGUUUUGGAGGAAGACAACGAGCCGCCGGUACCACUAGAAACGACAACGACUUCAUGUCAGGCGUGCGAAAAAGGGGAAAUAGACGCCGAAGUAAAACACGGCAUGGCUGAAGAAAGAUCGAAGAUGGAAAAAAAUAAUACGUUAAGUAGUAUAAGCCGAAAUGAUGGAAAAGUCGUAGAUAUAUCUAUAAUACUAAUUUUAGUUGUAGUAUUUUUAUUUAUAUUGAAUAAAUUUUUAUUUAUAUAA
Messenger RNA from Psylliodes chrysocephalus, 1348 nucleotides. The record is from the annotation of a GenBank genome assembly. Lineage: Eukaryota; Metazoa; Arthropoda; Insecta; Coleoptera; Chrysomelidae.